Molecule: messenger RNA, 3856 nt
Organism: Hemibagrus wyckioides
Lineage: Eukaryota; Metazoa; Chordata; Actinopteri; Siluriformes; Bagridae
Gene: anpepa
Product: alanyl (membrane) aminopeptidase a
Exons: 21
Coding region: 242-3124 (960 amino acids)
Biological process (GO): peptide catabolic process; proteolysis
Cellular component (GO): cytoplasm
Molecular function (GO): metalloaminopeptidase activity; zinc ion binding; peptide binding
Source: RefSeq, a predicted model, not a curated record
CCCAGACAGCGGAGGUAGAGAGAGAGAGAGAGAGAGAGCGAGAGGAAGAGAGAGAGAGAGAGAGAGAAAAGGGAGAGGGAAAGAAUGUGUGUUUCUCAUUAGCUAUAUCAGGCUUCACUUCUCUCUCUUGUGCACGCUUUCUACAUGGACAACUGAUAUACAGCGUUGGAACAGAUGACGCGUUUCCUCUUGCUAGAAUCUCCGUGUUAAUGUAAAGAGCAGAAGAUCUGAUCACACAAACAUGGGAAAAGGUUACUUCAUCAGCAAACCACUGGCCACAAUAGCUGCCCUGCUUGCUGCCUUGGCUGUAAUCACCAUAAUCGCUCUAUCAAUCGUUUACUCUAAAGAAAAGGCCAAAAAUGAACUCAAGUUCAACAAUGGGACAUCUCCUGUUCCCCCCACUAAACCACCGUCUAAUGAACCCUGGGAUAAAUACAGGCUUCCUGACACCAUAUCUCCUCAAUAUUACAAUAUCACGCUGUGGCCUCAGCUCACCAUGGACAGCCAGGGCAUGUACAUUUUCACUGGUGAAUCUGGAGUGGCUUUUAAAUGUGUCAAAGAGACAGAUUUGAUCCUGAUCCAUUGCCACAAGCUGAACUUGACUCUUUUCGAGGGGAUGCAUGCAAAGCUGAUGGGAAUGCAUAACACCAAGGCACCAGCGAUUGGAAAAACCUGGUUUCAAGAGGAAACUCAGUACUUGGUGAUCCAGCUGAAGGGAACACUCAAGCCAGGAAUGGUCUACUGGCUUUAUACAGAAUUCAGAGGAGAGCUGGCUGAUGAUCUGGAAGGCUUCUACAGGAGUGAGUACGAGGAGGAUGGCGCUAAAAAGGUGCUUGCCAUCACUCAAAUGCAGGCCACAUCAGCUAGAAAAGCUUUUCCCUGCUUUGAUGAGCCGGCCAUGAAGGCCAUAUUUCACAUCACUCUCAUUCAUGACCGGGGGACUGUUGCACUAUCAAACAGUCGAGAUUUAGGUCCAGAAAGCCUGAAAAUAAAAGGCCAGAAUGUUAUUAAGACUAGAUUUGAACCUACAAAGAGGAUGUCGACAUAUCUUGUUGCUUUCAUUGUCUGUGAAUUUACAUACACCAGCAAGCAAAGAGAUAAUGUGGAUGUGCUGGUUCGUAUAUGGGCAAGGAAAAACGCCAUUGCAGAAGGCCAAGGAGACUACGCCCUCCGCAUCACACAGCCAAUACUGGAGUUUUUUGAGAAGUAUUACAAUACUUCAUAUCCUCUCUCUAAGUCAGACCAGAUUGCACUUCCUGACUUCAAUGCUGGAGCCAUGGAGAACUGGGGACUUGUCACGUACAGAGAGACAGCGCUUCUUUUCGAUCCCCAAACCUCAGCCAACGGCAACAAACAGAGGAUUGUUAUUAUUGUGGCUCAUGAGCUCGCCCAUAUGUGGUUUGGUAAUCUUGUGACGCUAAAAUGGUGGAAUGAUCUGUGGCUGAAUGAAGGGUUCGCGUCAUACGUGGAGUACCUUGGUGCAGACUACGCAGAGCCAACAUGGAGCAUUAAAGACCAGUUCAUACUGUAUGAUAUUUACCAUGCGUUUGCAGUGGACAGCCUGGUGUCCUCUCACCCUCUGUCCCGCAAAGAGGAGGAAGUCAACACACCGUCGGAAAUCACCCAAAUGUUCGACACCAUCUCUUACAGCAAGGGGGCUGCAGUACUCAGGAUGCUCUCUCAGUUCCUCUCUGAGCCUGUCUUUGUCGAAGGACUUAGUACAUAUCUAAAGCAGUUUGCUUUUGGGAGCACAACGUAUACUGACCUUUGGGAUCAUCUUCAGAAGGCAGUUGAUAAAACCCCAAAUCUGAAAUUGCCACACAGCAUCAAUGACAUCAUGAACCGCUGGAUUCUUCAAAUGGGUUUCCCAGUCAUCACUAUAGACACCCAAACUGGGAACGUGAGCCAGAAGCACUUUCUGCUGGAGCCGGACUCAGUGGUAGAGCGACCAUCAGAAUUCAAUUAUGAGUGGUUUAUUCCAAUCAAAUGGAUGAAGCGUGGUGUAGAACAGGAGCAACUCUGGCUUCUUCAGAAAUCAGCUAUGCAUAAAUCUCUAAAAGCCGGAAACAGGGAAUGGGUUUUGGCGAAUCUAAACGUUUCAGGUUACUACAGAGUCAAUUACGAUCUUCAGAACUGGGAACGACUUCUCGAUCAGCUGACAACCGACCACCAGACAAUACCAGUGAUCAACAGAGCACAGAUUCUGGACGAUGCCUUUACUCUAGCAAGGGCAUCUAUCAUAAACAUAAACCUUGCUCUAAAAGUGACUAAAUACCUGUCGAAGGAGAGAGAGUACAUACCGUGGGAAGCAGCUCUCAGAAGCCUCAGCUCAUUGUAUGACGUAUUUGAGCGCAAUGAGGUUUAUGGACCGAUGCAGGCCUACUUACGAAAACAAGUCAAGCCUCUGUUCGAUCAUUUUACUUCUGUGACUAGAAACUGGACGACGGUGCCCGCAGGCCACACUGAUCAAUUCACACAGAUCAUCGCACUGUCCCUGGCAUGCAGUACAGGAGUACAGGGAUGCAGAGAUCUCACCAAGCACUGGUUUAGACAGUGGAUGCAGGAACCUGACAACAAUAGGAUUCACCCGAACCUGAGGUCGACGGUGUACUGCAAUGCCGUGGCUGCAGGAGGAGUGGAGGAAUGGGACUUUUGUUGGAAGAUGUUUAAGAAGUCUACAGUAGCAGCUGAGGCUGUCAAACUGAGGUCAGCCUUAUCCUGCACCAAACAGCCAUGGCUGCUUAACAGGUUCCUGGAAUACACUCUGGAUCCUGAAAAGAUUCGUAAACAGGAUGCGACCACAACAAUAGGAUCGAUCGCCAGCAACGUGAUCGGGCAGCCCCUGGCAUGGGAUUUUGUCAGAGAGCGAUGGGAGUACCUUUUAAACACGUAUGGAACGGGAUCAUUCGGCUUCGCCAGGUUAAUAAGUGACGUCACUGCCAAACUGUGCACUCCAUUUGAGCUACAACAGUUAAAACAGUUCCAAAAGGACAACGCAGACGUGGGCUUUGGCUCGGCCUCACAGGCUCUGCAGCAGGCUAUUGAGAAGACAACGGCCAGAAUCAAAUGGCUGGCAGAGAACAAGGAACCAGUUCUCAAGUGGUUCUUGUCUGAGACAGCGUGAACUGCACAGCACUGAAACACCGCGACAGCCUUACAAACUCCAGUCACGACAUUUUACGGGAGGGGAACCUUCGUAUUGGCGUGAACAUACAGACAUCAGCAUAUUGAGAAUACAUUUCAGUUGUAUUAGUAAGGCAAGUGGUAUACAUGGGCUAGCAGGGCUAAGCCUUAUUCAUUCCAGUUAAAAAAGACAUAAGGUUUUAUUAUUUCCCUGCACAUCAGAUUAUGUGUUGUCAACCCCAUAGAUCAUUACAGACUGAAAAUACUAAAAACACAUGACAGUGGUUAAGAAGCUUGAUUACUAUUUAGAAGGUUGUGAGUUCACAGCCCAGGGUCACCAAGCUGCCAUUGUUGGGCCCUUGAGCAAGGCUCUUAAUCCUCCAAUGCUCAGAUGUAUAAAAGAGAUAAAAAUGUAAGUGGCUCUGGAUAAGGGUGUGUGCCAAAACUACAAUAAUUAAUGCAGCUGCCUGUCUGACUUUAAUUAAGUGUUUGUGUGUGUGUGUGUUCCUUCUUGUUAUGCCAUCGAUUAGACCUAUAAUUCAUUGCUCAACCCUAAUAAAUUCAUCCCCAAGUUAUUAAUAGAUUCAAGCAGACAGUACAGUCCUUGUUUUCUCCAUAAGUUUAACUCCUUCACAAACACUGUGAAGCACUGUGCAUUUCCCACUGCAAAGAAAUCAAUAAAUGAAGCUCUUACAAGCCUGUAAAAUGAUUGCUAUUUUUGAAUAAAAAUAUU